Sebastes umbrosus (honeycomb rockfish) is the source of this 1687-nucleotide messenger RNA. RefSeq names its product deoxyribonuclease 1 like 4, tandem duplicate 1 (gene dnase1l4.1). NCBI's taxonomy places the organism in Eukaryota, Metazoa, Chordata, Actinopteri, Perciformes, Sebastidae. Gene Ontology annotation, molecular function: DNA nuclease activity. Gene Ontology annotation, cellular component: nucleus. Bases 139 to 1140 code for a protein of 333 amino acids. Gene Ontology annotation, biological process: DNA catabolic process. The transcript is spliced from 10 exons. The record is from RefSeq and is a predicted model, not a curated record.
AGCAGUGACUUCAGAUCUAAGAGGUUUCACAGUGAAGUCUUCCUCUUUCUCCACUGUAUUUAGUUCUUAUCAGGAAUAAACUGGUCGGAUCUAAACGUCCUCUCAGCACCAGCAGAUUGUUCGACUACUGCAGCCACCAUGAAAAUAGCAGCUUUUAACAUCCAGAAGUUUGGAAAAAACAAAGUGUCCGACCCAGAUGUCCUCAAUGUCCUGAUUAGGGUCGUGUCUCGCUAUGACAUCAUUGUGAUCCUGGAGGUCGUGGACAUCAGUGGAGAGUCUGUAAAAACCUUCCAGGAUGCACUCAACAAAGCCAACAGGAAGCAUCACUACACCCUGCAGAUCAGCAGCCGUCUGGGCCGAACGCGCUACAAGGAGCAGUUCAUGUUCCUGUACAGGGAUGACCUGGUUGACUUGGUGGGCUCCUAUCAGUUUGAUGACCAGUUGACUGAGGGAGGAGAUGUUUUCGCUAGAGAUCCCUACAUCCUGCGAUUCAGAUGCCUCAGUACAGUGCUGAAGGACCUGGUGCUGAUCCCAGUUCACACCAAACCAGAGGACUCGGAGAAGGAGCUGGACGAACUCUACGAUGUCUUCCAGCACGUCAAGAAGAAGUGGAUGACUGAUAAUGUGAUGAUCUUGGGCGACUUCAAUGCGGACGGCUUGUACGUCUCCAAGAAGAAGAUGAAGGGCAUCCGUAUCCGUAGCGACAAGAACUUCCACUGGCUGAUUGGAGACGAUGUCGACACCACGGCGAGCACCCGCAACGACCACACAUACGACAGGAUAGUAGUUUACGGAGACGACAUGCUCCAGGCUGUCGUACCAAACUCUGCCAAACCCUUCAACUUCCAGAAGGCAUAUGGACUCAGUGACGAGCAGGCUCUGGACGUGAGCGACCAUUACCCCGUGGAGGUGGAGCUGAAGUCCACGACGACCACAGCACGUGAAGAGGAUGAUCUGGACCUGCCGGACCUGCCGGUACCGCCGCGGCCCGUGGUCGUGGAUGAGGAUCUGCUGGAGCUGAAGAGAGGAAACCUGCUGCUGGAGAGGGAGAAACUCAGCCUGGAGAUCCAGAUCCUCCGGCUGAAGAUGGCCAACAUGAGCCGCGGAGAUGAAACUCAUCACAAUACAAUCCUACCUUAACCCAUGAAGUUGACACUAGCUGCUCACCGUUCUGGGUUCAUACUUGAGCUGCAAUAUGACGACAUAUACCGUCAAAAUGAUAGAAAAAUGUCUACCGUAUAUGUAUUUCUCUAUAUCAUUUCUAUUGUGAUGUAGGCUUUUUCUAUAUAAUUUCACUUAAAACUGUUUUGUUCAUUUUGCACUCAAGUUCUUAAAAUGAGAAAAUACUUUUCAUUUGUCACGUAUGUAGUUCACACAGGACUAUACAAACACAGGCUUUACCAUGCGGUUAUAGCCAAUAGUUGAUGAUAUAUUGAUGCUCUAAUAUCAUAGACAUUUCUCCUCUAUAUCUUUACACAGACAAUAGUUGACUAUUUAUUUAUUGAAUUACCAGAGAACAUGCUAUAUUGUGAUCUACAGGCUGUCGUUUUUCAGAUAUUCAUACCACUGUACCUCAGACUCAAUCCUGGAUUGCUACUUUUAUCAAGAUGAACCCUUUUCAAUUACUGUUUUUGACUUUUGACUGAAUCAAGGUAUGAAGUUGAUGAAAUAAAUUAUAACUGGCUCA